Molecule: messenger RNA, 1256 nt
Organism: Rhizopus microsporus ATCC 52813
Lineage: Eukaryota; Fungi; Mucoromycota; Mucoromycetes; Mucorales; Rhizopodaceae
Product: putative septin
Exons: 7
Coding region: 1-1179 (392 amino acids)
Biological process (GO): cytoskeleton-dependent cytokinesis
Cellular component (GO): septin complex; cell division site; septin ring
Molecular function (GO): molecular adaptor activity; GTP binding; GTPase activity
Source: RefSeq, a predicted model, not a curated record
AUGGAACCAGUCGUACCGCUUCAGCCUUCUGAACCAAUUACUGCACCUGGAACAGGUAUUGCUAACUUGCCUAAUCAAAGACAUAAAAUUGUAGCAAAGAAUGGUGCCAAUUUUACCUUGAUGGUCUGCGGAGAGAGUGGUUUGGGUAAGACGACCUUUGUGAACACGUUGUUUACAACGACGAUCAAGGAACCCAAGAAUUUGAACAGGCGACAUGUCAAGCCUCCUUCAAAGACUGUUCAGAUUCAAAUCACCAGAGCAGAACUGGAAGAAAAGAUGUUCAAGGUCAAGUUAACCAUUAUUGAUACACCUGGCUUUGGAGACUAUGUCAAUAAUAAACAUGGUUGGAUUCCUAUUGUUGAUUUCAUUGAUGACCAGCAUGAAAACUACAUGAGACAGGAGCAACAACCUUGUCGUAAGGGUGUUAUCGACAUGCGUGUUCAUGUUUGUCUUUACUUUAUUAAGCCUGCUGGCAAUACUCUAUCCCCACUGGACGUUGAGGUGAUGAAACGAUUAGGCUCUCGUGUUAACUUGAUUCCAGUCAUUGCCAAAGCAGAUACUCUCACACCUUCAGAUUUGGCUAAAUUUAAACAAAAUAUUUUGGAUGUUAUUGCAGCUCAAAAUAUUCAGUGUUACUCAUCUCCUAUUGAAAGUGAUGAUGAAGCUACUACAAAGCGUAAUAUGAACAUCAUGGCCGCUAUGCCCUUUUCUAUUAUUGGUUCUACUUUGGAUGUAGUCACUCCUGAUGGUCGGAAAGUGAAAGGAAGAGAAUAUUCUUGGGGAGUAGCUGAAGUUGAGAACGAUGAUCAUUGCGAUUUUAAGAAACUAAGAAGCUUAUUGAUCCGUACGCAUAUGCUCGAUUUGAUCACCACGACAGAAGAGAUCCAUUAUGAAAAUUACCGUCAAGUUCAAAUGGAAACUAGAAAAUUUGGUGAUCCAAGAGCUGAAAAAGAUGAAAAUGCAAAGUUUGCAGAAGAAGAAGAAAAGUUACGAAAGAACUUUACUGAGAAAGUAAAGGCAGAAGAAGCUAGAUUCCGUCAAUGGGAACAACAGCUUUUGGCUGAAAGAGAUAGACUUCAUAAAGAACUAGAGAUUCAGAGUGAACGCAUUAAAGAAUUGCAGUUUGAAAUUGAAUCUUAUUACACUCAAAGGGAUUCGCCAAGAAGCGUCAGAAAAUAAUAUAAUAAAUCCGCACACGGGAGAGGAGUUGUUGUCUUAAAAAUAAAACAAUAAAAAAAUCUUUCCUUUUUUUUUUU